Messenger RNA from Pseudocercospora fijiensis CIRAD86, 174 nucleotides. RefSeq lists its product as uncharacterized. Lineage: Eukaryota; Fungi; Ascomycota; Dothideomycetes; Mycosphaerellales; Mycosphaerellaceae. The transcript has a single exon. Gene Ontology annotation, cellular component: oligosaccharyltransferase complex. Bases 1 to 174 code for a protein of 57 amino acids. The record is from RefSeq and is a predicted model, not a curated record.
AUGAUCUCCGACUCCUCCCUCUACUCCCUAGCCGUCUUCCUAGGCGCAGCAAGCAUGUUGAUGAUCGUGCUCUACCACUUCCUGGAAAUCAACAGCGACGAACAUUCGGAGAAUCAGAAAGUGAUGAUUGGGGCGGGUGGGGUGAAGGAUAGUGUGAAUGUUGCUGCGAGAUGA